Messenger RNA from Oryza brachyantha (malo sina), 1100 nucleotides. RefSeq names its product putative B3 domain-containing protein Os03g0621600. NCBI's taxonomy places the organism in Eukaryota, Viridiplantae, Streptophyta, Magnoliopsida, Poales, Poaceae. Gene Ontology annotation, molecular function: DNA binding. The transcript has 4 exons. The record is from RefSeq and is a predicted model, not a curated record. Bases 1 to 969 code for a protein of 322 amino acids.
AUGCAAGGAGGGAGUCUGCAGCGAGGUGCAUAUUUCGACUGCAACCGUACCAAUGGGGAAGAUAAGCAUUUCUUCAAGAUCAUGGUUGGUGACUUCGCUGAAAGCAUGACAAUACCAAAUGAAUUUCUGCGGAAUUUUGGGGGCAAAAUACCAAAAUCUGUUAAACUCGAAACACGCAACGGCCUCACCUUUGAUGUUCAAGUCGCCAAGGAUCUUGGCAGGGUAUUCCUCCAGUCAGGUUGGACUUCAUAUGUUAGUGCCCAUGAUCUGAAAACUGGGGACUUCUUGGUAUUCAAGUACAGUGGGCACUCUCAAUUGAAGACUCUUAUCUUUGAUCCAAAUGGCUGCGAGAAAGUAUGUUCAUAUCUUGUCAAGAAAAAUGCUGCUCACAGUCAACAAAAUGAAAACAAGAAACGGAAGCAAAGGGAAAACUCAAACAAGCUGUCCAGGUCUCCAAUGAAGCCAUCAGGUCAUACAAGUAAAGAUGAUCUUGUACCGGGUUGCAUCCUCCCAAGACGCACACAUCUUGAUCGUUUGCAGAGGAAGAUACUGACAGAGAAAGUGAAAGCUCUUCAUUCUGAAACCCCUAUCUAUGGGUAUGUUAUGAACAACAGCAGUAUUCGUGGAAUUCCUUGUACCGUGGUAAUUUCUGCAAAUUACGGCGAUUUAUAUCUCCCAUUUGAGGAUGGAACAGUGGUGCUUCAGCAUAAUGGCAAAUGUUGGAACGUGCGGUGCUGCGUUACCACGCAAAACUCGAAAAGGCUUUUGGCAGGUUGGAAGAAGUUUGCAGGUGACAACAAGCUGCACCCGGGGGAUAUCUGCCUCUUCCAGCUACUGGAAAACGAGAAGAAAUACGUGAUGAAUGUCCACAUCAUUCGAAAAAAAAUGAAAAAUCUGACGAACUGGGCUCCCUCUCUCUCUGCUGCUUUUGUUGAUUCUUGCAACUGUGGGUGGAAUUCCUUUUUCUGAUUUUGCUGAUACGCUAUCUAUGUUGUGUGACAGGUUUCCUUGUAGUAUCAGCAGUUUAUUACUCCUAGUCAUGGCUUGCUUUGUUUUUGCGCUGGUCGAUCGUGUGUGACUGUACAAUUUACAGGCCGUAA